Apaloderma vittatum (bar-tailed trogon) is the source of this 1500-nucleotide messenger RNA. RefSeq names its product pantetheinase-like. The record is from RefSeq and is a predicted model, not a curated record. Lineage: Eukaryota; Metazoa; Chordata; Aves; Trogoniformes; Trogonidae. Gene Ontology annotation, molecular function: hydrolase activity, acting on carbon-nitrogen (but not peptide) bonds, in linear amides. Bases 1 to 1500 code for a protein of 499 amino acids. The transcript has 7 exons.
AUGCUCCCUUCCCAGCCUCUCCUGCACGCUGCCGUGUUUGCUCUCACAGCCCUUCAGGCCCUUGGCUCUGACACCUUCAUUGCGGCCGUCUACGAGCACGCGGUCAUCCUGCCAGAUGCCACUGAUGAGCCCGUUUCUCCGGACGAUGCUUUGGCCCUCAUGAACAAAAACAUGGAUGUCUUGGAAGGGGCCGUCAAGGAAGCUGCCCAGCAGGGCGCUCACAUCAUUGUGACUCCUGAAGACGGCAUUUAUGGCUGGCGUUUCUCGAGAGAAGCCAUCUACCCCUACCUGGAGGAUAUCCCCGAUCCGGUGGUGAACUGGAUUCCCUGCACGGAUCCCACGAGAUUUGCUCCAGCACCUGUCCAGGAACGACUUAGCUGCAUGGCCAGGAAUAACUCCAUCUAUGUGGUUGCAAACAUGGGGGACAAGAAGCCGUGUAACUCCAGUGAUCCCAGCUGCCCCAGCGACGGUCGCUAUCAGUACAACACUGAUGUCGUCUUUGACCCAGAGGGGAAACUGGUGGCUCGUUACCAUAAGUAUAAUCUCUUUAUGUCAGAAACUCAAUUUAAUUACCCAAAAGAGCCAGAAGCUGUCACCUUUGAGACCCCCUUUGGGAAGUUUGGCAUUUUCACUUGCUUCGACAUCCUUUUCCAUGAGCCUGCCGUGGUCCUGGUGAGCAAGUUGCAGGUGGACACUGUGCUCUUCCCGACGGCCUGGAUGAACGUCCUGCCAUUUCUGACUGCCAUUGAGUUUCACUCUGCUUGGGCUAUGGGCAUGGGUGUCAACUUCCUAGCUGCCAAUACACAUUACACCAGCUUUUCUAUGACAGGCAGUGGUAUUUAUGCACCAGAAGGAGCCAGAACAUACUACUACAAUAUGAAAACUGAGGAUGGUCGCCUCCUUGUUGCUGAAUUAGAUUCGCACCCUCGCCUUUCUCUUGCUGCCCCACCUGCUGUCAGCUGGAACUCAUUUGCUUCGAGUGUCAAAAGACUCUCAUCAAAUGACCAUGAAUUCGGAGGACUCAUCUUCCAUGACUGGUUCACUUUCACUGGGCUCACUAAGCCUGAGGGGAAUCUCACCACUUGCCAGAAAGACCUCUGCUGUCACCUGAGCUACAAGAUGACAGGGAAACAAGAUGAAGUUUAUGUACUGGGUGCUUUUGAUGGGCUUCAUGUUGUUGAAGGACAAUACUAUCUGCAGAUAUGCACGCUGCUCAAGUGCAAGAGCACAGACCCGAACACGUGCGGGCAGCCCGUGGAGACAGCUGAGACCAGGUUUGAGAUGUUCUCCCUCAGCGGCACGUUUGGCACUAACUACGUCUUUCCAGAAGUCUUGUACAGCGGGGUGCAGCUGGCCCCCGGGGAGUUUGAGGUAUUAAAUGAUGGGCGUUUGAUAAGUAAGACAAGACCAACACAACCAGUCAUCACUGUGGCACUUUUUGGACGGUGGUAUGAAAAGGAUCACCUGAAAGUAGACCCACAACCACAAGCAUUCUCAUGA